AUCCUUUUUGUGGACGGCAUGCUGCGAAUUGAAGUUUUGUCAUCGGUGGAAAGGAGGAGGAUAAGGAAAAAGUUUUGCUCGUGACGUCAUAUGUUUUGAUCACGUGAACCAGAGCAAUAGUAGUUGCGUUAGUUAUGGCGGCUGCCUUAAGUUCGACUGAUGAGGAUGCUGAACUGAGUGCCCAGGACGGGAACAACGAUAACGACAGCAACAACAACAACAAUAAUAAUAGCACUAAUUGUCGACAACAGAGCCCUUAUUCUUCUCCUUCACCGUCUGAUGAUGUCAUUGAAAAAUCAGCGGAACAAAGUAAUAACAUAGUAGAGUUUUUACCACUUUCCACGGCCUGGACUUUUUGGAUCGAUAAUUCAAUGCCUGGCACAACUGUUGCUGAAUAUGAGAGCUGUUUGAAAAAGAUAUAUACUGUCACUACUGUUCAGAAAUUCUGGAGUGUAUAUAACAACAUACCUGAUGUGAAGUUUCUGAGUAAUCGUUGUUCCUACCACUUAAUGAGAGGCAAAAGAAGGCCUGUAUGGGAAGAUGAAUUCAAUUGCAAGGGAGGUCACUGGCGUUUUAAAUGUAGUAAGAACUACACGUCAACUCUUUGGAAGGAAUUGUUGCUGGCCGCCAUAGGAGAACAACUUAAUGAUUCCCUGGCAAAAGGGGAUGAAAUUGGAGGAGUGAGUUGUAGCAUACGAGGUCGGGAUGACAUACUUCAAGUGUGGAAUACUCAGGCUCACCUUGUUGAAAAAAGUUCAUUAACCAAGAAGAUUGAGUCCAUGUUUCCAGGAGUUACUUUCAUAUCAGUAUACUAUAAAGGUGUCAAUUUGCAUAAUUUUAAAUGGAACAUUAAUGGUCUCAAGGAGCCUACCAAGACCAUUGGCAAAUCCCGUGUCUCCUGACAUAACAAGUAAAAAAAAAGAAAAAAAAAAAAGAAAAAAAAAAGGAAAGUACAACAAAUGUUUUGUCAUUUUGUCAAAAAGAAUUAUGUACACUAUAAUGGAAAUUAAAGUUCUGAAAUGGACAAAUAUUAAUUUCAUUAUCAGUGAUUUCAUUUUCAUAAAACUCUUGGUAAACAAAGCUUUGUAAUAUAGAUUUGCUUCCUGGUUGAGUCAUCUCAAUCUCAUUUAACCUUUCUAAUCAAACCUGCUGUUAGGGAUAGGCUCUCUUAAUCUGAACUGUCCUCGACAAACUACAUGACAAGACCUUAAGCAGUGAUGGUCAUUUUAGAGUUACAGGAGAUUUUAGUGUCUUUUCUGUGCACUCACUCAGUAGUAGCCACUUAUUGUGAUCAUUUCUGAUGUUAGUAAAUGACUGGUAAAUUCAAGUAGAGGAUAUAACAAUUAUUGGGAGCUUUGAUUCUUAUAAGUAGAUGAUUUUUAACUAGUCUCAUAUAAAGAAUUUGGAAUCCACUAUUUUUGAUAAUGACCAUUUGAUAACACUUUAUAAUUAUAAUAAACAUGCUUCGUAAAAAGCAUUCAUGCUGGUACCAUGUCAAAAGCACUCUUGCCAGCGCUGUGCAGAAAAGAACCCCUUCAGGUGCCAUGUCAAAGCACUUGUACCAGUGUUACAUAUGAUGCACUAGUUCUAUGUACAAAACACCCAUGCUGGUGCCAUAUAAAAAGCACCCAGUACACUCUGUAAAGUGGUUGGCAUUAGGAAGAGCAAAAGCAAACAAUUGGAGCCUGGCAGCUCUUCGGCUGACCAACGCCUGCCAAACUGUCGAACUAAUGCCGGCACAGGAAAUGGACACUAAAUGAUGAUCUUCCUAUAUACAUACAUACACCGAUACUGUCAAUCACCCUGACAACUUAACACAUCAUCAUCUCAUCCACCCUAUUUACUAACAUAUGACUCCACCACUGCAUCAUAAUUAUCACCUACAACUAUCACAUCUGAUAUCUCUUUAGUUAGUGGGCUUUUUCUUUUGAUCUAUGUUGGCACUGAUUAUAUGUGAUUAUAGUAGAUGGCUUCCACUGUAUGCAUGUAUGGGUGUACACACACACACACACACACACUCUCACUCACACACACACUCUCACACACUCACUCACUCACUCACUCACUCAAAGAAUUCAGUAUUGUGAGUUGAGAAUCAAACAUUUGGUCUAUUUCUGGAAGUAGAUUAUGAAGAAGGAUGGUAUUGUGUAGGGCAGACCAUUCCAACCCGCGUGGGCAUGGGAAAUUGUCAUAAAAUGGUGGUGAUGGUAAUCUCUCUCUCUCUCUAAGACAUUUCCCAAGAUGCCACUCAACAAAAUUGAACCUGAAAGCAUGUGGUUGGGAAGCAAACUUCUUAAUCUUCACAAGUCAUACCUGUGCUUUUAUAUAUAAAAUCUGUCUUGUCUCUGGGAAACUCAUUCGGCUACAAAAAAAGCUGCCUUAGAAAACCUAUCGAAACCAACAAUGCACAUAAAAUGAUAAUAAUAUAUAAAAUUUCUAAGUAAACCAAAUGUUUGAUUCUUUAAUUGCAAUGCUGCUCAUGGUAUCAUUCUAUCUCUUUAACUUCAGGUUUUCAACUCCUACGUUGCUUUAUAUCAAAACAAAAUAUUUCUUUCAUAUACCAAAUGUUUAAAUUUUUGUUUUACUUUAUGAUGCAUUUUGUGAUUAUCAUUAACAUCUAAUCUAAAUUAAGUC
Messenger RNA from Octopus bimaculoides (California two-spot octopus), 2634 nucleotides. RefSeq names its product eukaryotic translation initiation factor 4E type 3. NCBI's taxonomy places the organism in Eukaryota, Metazoa, Mollusca, Cephalopoda, Octopoda, Octopodidae. Gene Ontology annotation, biological process: translational initiation. Gene Ontology annotation, cellular component: eukaryotic translation initiation factor 4F complex. The record is from RefSeq and is a predicted model, not a curated record. Gene Ontology annotation, molecular function: RNA 7-methylguanosine cap binding; translation initiation factor activity.